This is a messenger RNA of Fonsecaea multimorphosa CBS 102226, 1884 nucleotides long. RefSeq lists its product as uncharacterized. The transcript is spliced from 7 exons. The record is from RefSeq and is a predicted model, not a curated record. The coding region runs from base 1 to 1884 and encodes 627 amino acids. Gene Ontology annotation, molecular function: ATP binding; ATP hydrolysis activity. Lineage: Eukaryota; Fungi; Ascomycota; Eurotiomycetes; Chaetothyriales; Herpotrichiellaceae.
AUGAGCAGAUGGGAUGGCAGAAGUGGGGGCCGCAGGGAUACAGAAAUCGGUCGGUGGAACGAGCUCGAAGGAAAAGCUCCUUCGUCCAAACGGGCAUUCACGUUCCGCCGAGUAAUGGACCUCACCGACGAAAAAAAGUUCAAGUAUUCCGAGGUGGAUGUCGAGUCUCGCGAGCUCCGAGGCCUUUUGAGGAAGGUGAUCGGAGACUCGUACCCAGGCCAAAGUUGGGAAGGGAAUACUAUCAACCUGAUAGCUCCUUUUGCGCCUGUUGUCCACUACUGGAAAGAGCUCUCUGAAGCAAGCAGAGAGAUCGACGUAAAGGACAGUCUUGCCAUCAAAGCAGCGAGGAAAGACCUCAACAGUCUCCUCGAGUGCAUAUCGACCUGUACUGAAUUGGAGUCGUACUUUAAAACUCGGGAUUCCAAUUUGGAAUCCCACACUGUCACCUAUCAGACCAUUUGGACCUUGUUUCGGCCGGGCACCUUGGUCGUCGCAAGACCCUUUAUGAACCUACCUCAGGUCUUUGAGGUGAAGGCGUCGCCAGAUCCAUGGGAAGAUCGGAGACUGAACAUCGAAUGCUGGGGCUACGAUUGGAACGGGAAAGAAAUCGUGAGAGUUACCUUCGAGUUUCCCAUUGAAAAAUUCAGGGGCACCAAGGAGAUCAGUUCGCUGUUUUGUUACCCCUUGGAGUACUUUAGAGACGAAAAGGAAAACUUCGAUCAAUCCCUUCGGAAGGAGCUUUUGGAAAGGGGCAAAUGGUUUCUCGAAGUGUGUCAAACAACCGGAGCCAAGCAAAUGUUCGAGUACGAUGGGCAAGCAUUUUCCAGCAGAAGGAGCCUCGCCAGGGCUAGUGUGAAGGGACGAUAUAUCGUUGAUGCUGCUGCUUAUCUACAGUUUGGCCCCGGCAUUCCAUUGCUUGGAAAGUACGAGCCCACAGAUGUCGAGCCUUUCAGCCAAGCCCACGACGAGCAGAGCGCCGAUGAGGAUGCCCACCAGCGCCUUCUAUACCCACCGAGGGUACUAGGAUACGCAACUCAACAAAAGAUGUGGGCUCAGUUCAAAGUCCACAACACCAAGCAUGUGCCGUCUGAUCUCUCAAACGCAUUUGACGACAAGCUCGAACUGGACAAAAAGGACAAGAACAUGAUCAAGGCGCUUGUGGAGAACCACGAAAGCAGCAAGGACGCAAGUCAGACGCAAGUGAACGACAUUAUCGAAAGCAAGGGCAAAAACCUCGUUAUACUAUUACAUGGGCCUCCAGGCGUUGGGAAAACUCUCACGGCCGAAACCAUUGCAGAGGCCACGCGCAAGCCACUUUUGGUCGUCACCGUUGCUGAGAUCGGACUGGAUGCGUCAAAGGCAGAGAAAAGCCUGGAGCAGAUAUUCUACCUUGCCGGGACGUGGGAGGCGAUUCUCCUGAUCGACGAAGCGGACGUCUUUCUGGAAUCUCUUCUGCUCCGUGUCCUCGAGUACUUCGAAGGCGUCAUGAUCCUGACGACGAACCGCAUCACUUCCCUCGACAUUGCCGUGCAGUCGCGUAUCCACCUGGCGAUCCGGUACAACGACCUGUCCAAGGAUCAGAAGAUCAAGAUCUUCAACAUCUUCCUCAGCCAGCUCAUUGCCGACGGCAAGGUGGACGCCGAGGGCAUCGACGAGUGGAUCCGAUGGGUCGGCAGCGAGGCCGAGGUCAACGGCCGCCAGAUCCGCAACAUCGUGUCCUCGGCGUAUCUGUUGGCGCGCAGCCUGCGCCGGAACCUGCGCAGAGAGGAUCUCCAGGACGUCAACGGCAUCAUGAAGAAGUUCCAGAAGCAGUUGGAGACGUUGACCGCGGCGGCGAGGAAGCAGAAUGAGGGCCAAUUGAACACCUUGGGCGGGUACGGAUAG